AUGGAUCGUCCUCGAGACUCUUUCUCCUCGCUGCUGCUGUCACAUUGGGCGAAAUUUACGGCCAAUGUCAGGGCUGUCAACGCUGGAUCCUGGACUUGCGUCGUGGAUGGACGCAACUUGGACCUCGCUUCAGUUGUUGUCAUCGCAAGAUAUGGAGGAUCGGUUGAUCUCGACCCAGCUGCUAUGCGUGCCAUCACCGCCAGCGCAGAAGCCUUCCAAGCCAGCCUGUCGAAAGGGCUCAUCGUCUACGGGGUGAACACAGGCUUCGGGGGCAGCGCUGACACUCGUCCAGACGCCAUCGAAGAGCUCCAGCACGCGCUCAUACGCGGCCUCCACUACGGCGUUCUGGCAGACCCGACGCGACGAAGCCCUCUGCAGGGCGCGUUGUCACUGUCCAACAUGGCAGCUUUGCUCGACAACACCGCCUUGCCCAUCGACCACCCCACGGCGGCGACCUGUAUGCCAGAAGCCUGGGUUCGAGCCUCGAUGCUGGUCCGCCUCAAUUCUCUGGCCGGCGGCGUCUCCGGAACUAGACUCGCCACCGUCCAGGCGCUCGCGCAACUGAUCAACAAAGACGUGGUCCCUCGCGUUCCGAUCAGAGGAAGCAUCUCUGCCUCCGGCGACCUCAGCCCGUUGUCGUAUAUCGGAGGCGUCAUGCAGGGCAAACCGAGCCUGACGGCGUGGGUGGGCAGUCGUUUGCCAGAUGGAUCGCGCCCCGUGGAACGCGCAGACCGCGCCCUGGCCCAGGCUGGCAUCGAGCCCAUUUCUCUCGGACCCAAGGAGGGCCUCGCCAUCGUCAACGGGACAGCCGUAUCGGCCGGCGUGGCUGCUCUGGUGCUUCACGAGGCGCAUCUCCAGGCGGCACUCUCCCAGGUUCUCACGGCCAUGACCGUCGAGGCCCUGUGCGGCACUGAUGAGAGCUUCGAUCCGUUCCUGGCCAAGGUGCGCCCUCAUCCCGGCCAGAUCGAGUCGGCACGGAACAUCUUUGCCUUCCUGGCCGAUUCCCAGCUCGUCCAUCGCAGCGACGGAACCGAAGAAUCCUCCCUCCGCCAGGAUCGCUACUCGAUCCGCACGGCCUCGCAAUGGAUUGGCCCCGUCCUGGAAGACCUGACGGCAGCACACCGGCAAAUCCUCAUCGAGAUCAAUUCCGUCACGGACAACCCUCUGAUCGACACCGAAGGGGCACGCAUCUUGCACGGAGGGAACUUCCAGGCCAAGGUGGUGACUUCAGCGGUGGAAAAGAUCCGGCAGGGCUGCCAGACGAUCGGGCGGAUGCUGUCGGUGCAGUGCACGGAGCUGAUCAACCCAGCGACAAACCGCGGGCUGCCCCCGAACCUGGUGGUCGACGAGCCCAGCGAGUCGUAUAUCUGGAAAGGGACGGACAUCCUAGUGGCUGCACUGCAGUCGGAGCUGGGGUUUCUCGCAAACCCGGUGGCCAGCCACGUCCAGACGGCCGAGAUGGGCAACCAGUCCCUGAACUCGCUGGCGCUGAUAUCGGCUCGCUACACGCUGGACGCGCUGGAUGUGCUGUCGCAAUUGGCGGCCGCGCAUCUCCUGGCUCUCUGCCAGGCGCUUGACCUGCGCGCCAUGAACCUCCGGUUUCUCGAGGCUUUCGCCGGGGAGUUCCAGGCCAUCACGACGCAUGCUUUCAGCGGCAUCCUUCGGGACGCAGCCCAGUUGGACGACCUUCAAACGAGACUGUGGGGAGCACUGAAGAUGCACCUGGGUCGCACGGCGCACAUGGAUUCGAGCAAGAGGUUUACCUAUAUCAUGGAAUCGCUGCAACCGCUGAUCCUGAAGUCGACGCCGUCCUCGGUAGAAACUCUUUCAGCGAUGAAAUCAUGGAUGGCUCAGUGUAGCGACCGCGCUCUGGAGCUGUUCAGCAUCACGCGCUCGCAGUAUCGAAGCCAGCCCGAUGCGUGUCCGUUUCUGGGCGCUGCUGCCCGCCGGAUGUACAGCUUCGUGCGCGGACGACUCGGAGUGCCGUUCUUCGGCGAAGAUGAGAUCAAGACGCCUGAUCCAGCGGGGCUGUCCGAUCAUAGCGGCCAUACUGCGCCCUCAGUGGGAGCAUUCAUCUCCACGGUCUACGAAUCGAUCCGCUCUGGCGCGCUCUACGAUCCGGUCAUUGAAUGCUUCCGGGAUGCUGCGAGAUGA
Rasamsonia emersonii CBS 393.64 is the source of this 2154-nucleotide messenger RNA. Its product is annotated as Phenylalanine ammonia-lyase. Gene Ontology annotation, biological process: L-phenylalanine catabolic process. NCBI's taxonomy places the organism in Eukaryota, Fungi, Ascomycota, Eurotiomycetes, Eurotiales, Trichocomaceae. Gene Ontology annotation, molecular function: ammonia-lyase activity. The record is from RefSeq and is a predicted model, not a curated record. Bases 1 to 2154 code for a protein of 717 amino acids. The transcript is spliced from 2 exons. Gene Ontology annotation, cellular component: cytoplasm.